Molecule: messenger RNA, 2125 nt
Organism: Vanessa tameamea
Lineage: Eukaryota; Metazoa; Arthropoda; Insecta; Lepidoptera; Nymphalidae
Gene: kar
Product: monocarboxylate transporter 10
Exons: 2
Coding region: 358-1677 (439 amino acids)
Biological process (GO): transmembrane transport
Cellular component (GO): membrane
Molecular function (GO): monocarboxylic acid transmembrane transporter activity
Source: RefSeq, a predicted model, not a curated record
CAUUUGUCAAACGGCAAACGUGUGUGCUGUGAUGGUAAAGAUCGUUCAAACUUCAAAGUUUUACGAAUUUCGAAACACAGAAAGUCGUGUCGUAACUUUGCUUGCUUCUAUAUUAAUAUUAGUGAUAGAAAAAAAACCAGUUGAAAUGUAUUAUUAAAUGUAAAAUGUUGGGAUUUUUUACAAUAAGAAGAAGAUAUUCUUUCUUUAAUGGUUUUGCAGUGAAAUCACGUCAAUUUUAUUUCGCUCAAUGAGUUAAUGAUUUCAUAAAAUUUUAAUUUCAUGCUGUCAAGAGGGCCAUGUGCUUCAAUUGUAACAGAAAAUAUAAAUUAAUUUAAAUUAAUAAAUAAUUAAUUAAAAAUGGAAUCAUUGCCUAUGGAAAAUAGAAAUUUAUUAUUGAAAAAUAACGAGGUCAUUCCGAAACCUGAAAGAAAUGGCCAGGUCUUGAAUGGAGAAACAUCAAGAGACCCACCUGAUGGGGGUAUAAGAGCUUAUAUGAUAAUUGUUGGCUCAUUUUUAACAAAUGGGCUGGUAUUUGGUGUUAUUAAUUCAUACAGUGUUAUUUAUACUGUCCUUCAAAAGAAACUUGAGGAUGAAAACAUACCUAACUCCGAAAGUAGAGCUGCUUUAGUUGGCGCAUUGACAAUGGGAACGACUUUUCUGCUAUCUCCGCUCUCAGGCGUGUUGACUGGACUUCUAGGACUGCGAUGUACUGCUGUAUUAGGAGGCAGCAUUGCGGUUCUUGGCUUACUUCUAUCUUCAUUCUUAGUAGAUUACGUAGACGUGUUAUGCUUCACUUACGGUGUUAUGUACGGAUUGGGAGCAUCACUCGCAUAUACACCUUCAUUGGCUAUUCUUGGCCAUUAUUUCAAACGGUAUUUAGGUUUGGUUAAUGGUAUUGUUACAAUAGGAAGUUCGAUUUUUACAGUUAUUAUGCCACCUCUAAUGGAAUUCAUGAUUAAAAAUUACGGCUUACACGGUUUGUUUAGAUUAUUAGCGGUUAUCACAGUCGGUGUCGCACUCUGUGGACUAUUAUUCAAACCAAUAUCUGUGGUAGUUAUAGAGAAACCUCCAAGAGAAGAUGGUUUUAAGGCACUUGUAAAAACUAUUAUUAAUGUACAAAUUUGGAAGAAUAAAAAGUAUAGAUUAUGGGCUUUGUCGAUGCCUGUAGCUUUAUUUGGAUAUUUUGUUCCUUAUGUGCACAUAAAGAAGUUUAUUGAGAUUAAUUUUACAAAUGUUCAAGACAACUUGCCCCUGCAAUGUAUAGCUGUAACUUCUGGAAUGGGAAGAUUGGUCUUCGGUUUUUUAGCUGAUAAGAAGUGGGUUAAUAGAAUAAUGCUACAACAAAUAUCUUUUUACGUAAUUGGAGGCCUUACAAUUAUAUUACCGUUCGUGAAAACAUUUCCUCUAUUAAUAGUUGUAUCAUUGGGCAUGGGAAUUUUCGACGGUGCAUUUAUAGCGUUAAUUGGUCCAAUUGCUAUUCAAUUUUGUGGCAGUGCGUAUGCCGCACAAAGCAUUGGCUGUAUGCUAGGAUUAGCUGCGUUACCUUUGUCGAUGGGUCCACCUAUUGCAGGACUUAUAUUUAGUAUUUAUCAAUCGUACACGUUGCCAUUCAUUUUAGCUGGAAUUUCGCCACUUGUCGGUGCUACUAUAAUGUUUGCCAUACAUUUUCAAAAGUAAAAUUAAUAAUUAAAUCGGAUAAUUUUUUUUUAAUAAGAUCGUUACACUUAAAUAACAAUAAAUUACUUUAUUAUAUUUUAAUACUAAAUCAACCGCCAAUUAAUAAGUAGAUAAUUGGUACGUCGAAGUGGCUUCCUCUAUGUCAUAUUGAUUUCGUAUUUCAUCUGGACACGAAAUUAAUUCAAAACGAAUCUCUUAUUAUACUCCUGUAAAAAACAAACCUCGCAUGAAAUUAAGUUCUAAUUGAUUUAUUUAGUGAAUUCAUUAUUAAGGUGCUAAGUUAUUUGGAAUUUAAAAUUAUACCGAGUUGUUUACUUGCAAUUUUUUAAACUACGACAUUAUUAGAAACUUAUAAUUAUUACAUAUUAUUUCAUUUAAAAUAUGUAAUAUAGAUAUAUUUUCUUGAUUAUUCCGAUUUUACGGAAUGGACGUGCAUUUUUAAAAAAUA